AUUUGGUGUAAUUGUUGUUGAACAAGUCACCUUUAAUAACUGCCAAUUAAAAGCUAAAAUUCUGUGGUUUUCCUGUAUAAUCAAUCUGUUUUAACAAGUGCAUUAUUUAAACUAAUGUUUUGUGUGCCCAGAAAGUUAUUAAUAUCAUUUUAUGGAGCUAAAUUAACGUUUUCUAGUGUGAUUGUGAAUACCUAGUUAAUAGAACUUGCCACGUGAGUACAAAAACGUAUGUUUACAUUGAUUUUAGUCGUUUCAUUCCACCACGGUUAAUAGUUUAUUUACUAAACUCAAUAUUUAAAUUGGAUUUUAUAUAUAAAUUCGAUUUUAAACAGAAAAUAAGAGUAAUAUACAUAAAUAUGAACCAACUCUCAAAUAUAGAAUUAUUCGAAAAACUAGAAGCGCUGAUGAAUAAAAAUACCUUUGAAAUAAAAGAAGAUAUUAAAAACAUUACUGAAACGCUUAGUAAUAAUAUUAAAGUAAUUGAAGACCAUAACCUGGAACUAGAGAAGAAAGUUAUUUAUAUAGAAAGACGUACCAAAAAAAAUAACAUAGUUAUAUUUGGACUCCAGGCAAAUACAAAUAAUUUGCUAAUAACAGCAAUACAAAAGCUAAAUGAUAUUUUUAACAGUGGAUUAGAAGAAAGAGACAUCAAUAAUAUUUAUUUUAUCGGGAAAAAAGGAACUGUUAUUCUAGAAUUCGUGUCGUUUUUACGGAAACAAAAAAUUGUAAAAGAAUUAAAGAAACUAAAAGGUACAGGAAUUAUAAUUACAAAUGAUUUAAGACCAGAAGAUCAAGCAACUAACAAAAUACUAGUGCAACAUUUAAAAAAAGCAAGAAGCAAAAACCUAAAAGCCUACAUAAAAAAUUAUAAACUUUACGUAAACGAAGAAUCAUUCACAAUUGAACAAUUAGAAAACAAUACUGUCUCUGAAUCUGAACCUGAAUCCGAGUCUGAAUUAGACGUACCCAAAAAAGCAAGCAGUACUCCCCCUACGCCCACAGUGACAUCCAAACUAGAUAAAGAAGAAGAAGAAGAAGAAGAAGAAGAAGAAGAAGAAGAAGAAGAAGAAGAAGAAGAAGAAGAAGAAGAAGAAGAAGAAGAAAACAAUAAAGUUCUAACAGAAGUGGCAAAAACUACACCAUCGGCUCAAGACACUACUAGCAACCAAAUUCAAGAAAAAACUGGAAUAAAAACUCAACAGAAAAUAUCAAAAAACACAGGAGCUGUUUCUAAGCUCCCUGGAAAUACUACUCCAAAUCAAAUACCUCAUAUACAUACAAGAGAUAUAAGAGUUACUAGAAAAAAAUCAGCAAAUAAAUAAGAAACAUUUUAGCUUGCAUUUUAGUGAUAUAAGUCUUAAAUUAGUUAUUUUUGGUAUAAGUUAAAGAUUUUAUAUAGUUUAUAUCUUUUAAAAGAUUUAAGGUUCUGAGUUCGUGUUAUGUCCAAUUUUUUAAAUUGAAAUGAAACAAAAAAUAUAAUUUAGUUAAUAAGAGAUUGUUUGUUUUUGGUAAGGAGCCAAAAUUUAAUUUUUGUUUUUAUUUUUUAUAGUUAAAUAUUAGGAAAAUUUGAAAUUUUACUACUUUCUCCGUUGAUAAAAUUAUUAUACAAAUUUAUUUAUAUAUAGAUUAUAAGGUAGUCAAAAAGAAAUAGUAUCAAUGUCAUUGAAGGUAGCUCAUCUUAAUACACGAUCUCUGGUUCCACAUUUCAAUGAUUUUCGAUACUUAAUACAAAAUGAAGAUUUUGAGGUUAUUGGAGUUACUGAGACGUGGUUGAGGAGAGACAUCAGCAGUGAUAUUGUAAGGUUAGGUGAUUACUCCUUAGUUCGAAAAGACCGUGAUUCAAAACGUGGUGGAGGUGUAGGUAUGUACAUUAAAAACAAAUUAAAUUAUAAAAUCUUACUAAGCGAAUGCUUUGAAUAUAUGGAAUAUUUAUGGAUAGAAAUUACUUUUUGUGGGCAUCAGUUAGCUAUUGGAACUUUCUACAGACCACCUAAAACAGAUAAAAAUGCCUUUUUUCAAAUUUUUGAGGAUCUUUUGUGUGAUAUGUAUGCAAAAUAUGACCACAUCAUAUGUGUAGGCGACUUUAAUUUCGAUUUUUUAGACAUUGAAUUACCAGAAUGUAAUCGUUUAAGUACAAUUUUUGACAUUUUUAACUGCCAUCAACUUGUAGGUGAUCCUACCUGUUUUUCACCCACCCGAAGCUCACUUCUCGAUUUGUUUAUAACUAAUUAUGAAUUGAAAAAAUGCCACAUAAAAGUAACUCAAACUCAUUUUACGAAUCAUUCACUAAUAUCAUGCAAACUUGAUUUUGCAAAAACGAAAAUAUCAAAUCAUAAUAAAAUAUCCUAUAGGGAUAUAAAAUCUAUAAAUUUAGAACAUCUGCAGGACAAUAUAAAUUUAUUGUCAUGGGAUAAUAUAUUUACCACUAAUGACAUCGAUAAAAAAGUUGAGAUACUAAAUAAAAAUAUUUUGGAAUUACUUGAUAUUCAUGCUCCUGUCAAAACUAUUCGCAUAGGUAAAAAACCAUAUGCGCCAUGGAUUACUGAAAACAUAAAAUUCAUGCAAAAUCUAAGAGACAAAGCAUUAAGAAAAUUCAAAACUUAUAGUACUCCAGCUAAUUGGUCUUAUUACAAACAACUUAGAAACUUUACAACUAAUGCAAUAAAAAAUGAAAAAAAGGCAUAUCUCCGAAAUAAAUUUGCAAAUUCAAAUACUAAACAAAGUUGGAA
Psylliodes chrysocephalus is the source of this 2729-nucleotide messenger RNA. The record is from the annotation of a GenBank genome assembly. Lineage: Eukaryota; Metazoa; Arthropoda; Insecta; Coleoptera; Chrysomelidae.